AUGUUCAAAUACCUAAAGCAGCUAUGGCGGCAGGGCCAAGCGGCGGGCGCGGCCCUUGACAAGCGUCGGCUGCAGCAGCAUGCUGACACGCACCGCCUGCUGCUGCUCGCAUGGCUGCGGGAGCAGGGAGGAUCAGCGUCGGAAGCAGCAGCAUCGAGGUUCGCCCAGGAGGUAGCGGCACUGCCACUGGAGGAGAGCAGACGUGAGCUUGCAGGGAUGAUGCGGGCCCAUAUGCGACAAACGCUGCAGGCCAUGCAGGCUGUCUUUGAGCCCGCCUCUGCGUGUGGCAGUGGCAGUGGUAGUGCCAGCGGGACGGGCCAGGAGUCAGGCCAGGAGCCGUUUGUCAGUGAGCUCAGCUUUGCACUGGGACAGCCUCUCGAAGGCAGGAAACGGCCCAGCAACACAGCUCAUCCGUCACACCUCUCCCCUUCAGAAGCCUCUUCCGCCUUUUACCGUUUCCCCCUCGUGGACAGCAAUAACCCGUACCUGCUCGCACGGUUCGAUGGGGUGAUUGUAGAUGCGAGGCCGUGGGGGGUUGGAGGGGCAGGCAGGGAAAUGUGGAGCGGGAUAGAGGAGGAGAAUCUUGCGUGGUUGAGGGAGAGGGAGCGGUGGGAGAGAGAGGAGGGUUUGCAGAGGAUUGAUGACCAGUGGUUAAAGGGAAGGGGAGCGAGGGAUGAGGAGCGGGCAUUGGCAGAUGCAGUGAGUGGUUCCACCACAGGUCCCAGUGCAAGCAGUACAAGUAGCAGUGUUGUCGGCGAUCGCGACGACGCCAGCAGCGGCAGCAACGGCAGCAGCGGCAGCAACAGCAGCAGCAGCAGCAGCACUAGCAUGUUUUCAUUCAAUAGGGCACUGGAAGCGGCACUAGCCCGCGUGCUGGUGGGAGGCGACAGCUGGCGCAACAACGCGGCUCUUCUCACUGCAGCCAUCGCUGCCACUCAAGUGGAGAUCGAGAGGAGGAACCCUCUUGCUCUGGCUCACUUUGCAAACCACCCGGGAGGUUCCGGGCAAUCGCCCAAUGUGGCGAUUUGCCCUCUGGACAUUCCAUUGGAGGAUACAGAGUGGAACAAUCUCCGGCCGUACAUGCCUAAUUCUGUGUUCCGCUUAAUGGAAAAGAGAUCGGAGGGAAUGAGGAGAGGGCGGAGGUCUGCAGGCAGGAGGGGGUCAGAACGUGACUCUGUUGAGACGAGUAUGGAAGUGGAUGGUGAUGAUGAAGACGAGGAGAUGAAAGGGGGGGUGCUGAGGACUGUGGUGCUGGUGGCGACAGAUGUGAUCAAGGAUGGGGAGGAGGUGUUUCUUGACUAUAGAUUGAACCCCAAUGCCAAUCGCCCUGACUGGUAUGUUCCGGUGGAUGCCAAGGCAGAGGAGAGGCGCUGGUCAUAG
Messenger RNA from Closterium sp. Naga37s-1, 1380 nucleotides. NCBI's taxonomy places the organism in Eukaryota, Viridiplantae, Streptophyta, Zygnematophyceae, Desmidiales, Closteriaceae. The record is from the annotation of a GenBank genome assembly.